CAGACCUCUCUUUUCAAUUCCUUCACGACUCUGAACUUCAGACUUUUGCUCUCCCCUUCUCUGUUCCGUUCGAACAUCUGAUCGACGAUCUCAUUCAUUACAGCCUUCACUCUCAUCAACCUUUACUCUCAUUUAUGGAUUCCCUUCGCCUUUCUCCUUUACAUUCUUCAUAUAAAACACAUAAUCACAGUUUUGUUCCGAUUAAACUCGGCUCAGAAUUCUCUCAAUCAUACAGCAAUGAGUUCCGACGGCAAAUCCAUGGUGUCUGGUGCUUUCAAAUCGGAGAAACCAAAAGGCGCGGCCGCUGACUCUGCUCCAGAGACGACCAAGCUCAACAGCGCUCCCAAUGUCUCUUCUGACCUCUCGAUCGGCGUACCCCACUCGAAGAAUACCGGUGUCUCGAUCGGCCGACCUAAACCGAAGAGAACUACUGGGGCGGCCGUUGAGACCGCGAAGUCCACUUUCUCUUCAGGCGUUAAAGGCAAAGGCGCUGUCUCAUCUGCCAACAAAGGGAAAGCCAUCGUUACCGCCAGCGGCGGAGAAGUGAUAACUUUCAGACAUGCUAAAUACGGACUGCAUGAACGCGAAGUAAGGUUCCGGUUGAUACACUAUUGGGAAUCUCGAAUAAUCAAGACGAAGGUGCUGCUCGGUAUCGAAAUGCUGCUCAUUGAUGAAGAGGGAACUGUCAUCCAGGACUUCCUCUCAGCUGGGAAGGUAGAUACUUAUCUGCCACACAUGAAGGCUGGUGGCCUUUACAGGCUUCACAACUUCUUCGGGUCUUACAACAAGAAACUCUAUCGAGUGGCCGAUCCAGACUUCACCAUCUCCUUCACAUCGACUUCUGUCCUCGCUGCCCUGGAUGAUGGCUCGCUGUGUAUCCCUGAGGACCGUUUCCGAUUCCACGGAUAUGCAGAGUUCGAGGCUGCCUGCGACCUGAAAGGGGAUCUUUAUGAUUGUAUUGGGCAUAUCAAACUUGUGAAUGGCCAGGUCCUAGGCAACAGCCUCGGGAUAAAUGUAAACGAGAUAGCUUCUACCCGCCAAGUUCAGCUUCAUGUUCAAACACAUGAUGGUCCGGUGAUGAAGCUGCACCUAUGGGACGAGGCUGCCCUACGCUUUGGGGAGAAAUUUAAAGCAUCUGGAGGAGCUGCAAGAGUGGUUUUAGUUACCACUUUAAACCCGAAACGGUUUGGAUUUGGAGGUGGUGCACUAGGUCUCUCUUCUAUGACGUCAUCCCGUGUAUUCCUUGACGAGGAUGUUCAGGCAACCCGUGAUUAUCUCUCUUGGUUGAACUCAAACUUAGCUGUGGCUAACCGAGUUGAUGCUGCCGUUGUUACUAAGCCUGAGUCAGUGACCAUAGGCGAGCUCUUCUCUUACAUGAAGCAUGCUGAUGCAAAGGCUGCUUGGUUUGAGUGCGUAGCAACCAUUGGCGAUAUUGUGCAUGGUUCAGCAUGGUAUUACAUAGGGUGUGGUGUAUGCCACACUAAGGCCAUCAAAGGUGCUACCACACAUGUGUAAAAAAUGUGGGAAAAGUGAUAUUGUUGGUGUUGCACAGUACCUAGCCAAGAUAUCUGUGUAUGACAAUGCCGACCAGGCAUUCUUUGUGCUGCUUGGGAAUGCUGGGCAAGAGCUGACUGGAAAAAAAGCUUCUGAGUUGGUUGAGAGUUAUUUCGAGGCCAAUGAGAGUGUCGGAUCUACUGACUUGGUCCCGGUUCCUCAAGCUCUAAUUAGUACCAUAGGACAGUCUCGCAAGUUCAUAGUGAAGAUAUCAGAGCACAACUUGGCUGGCAAGACACAAGCGUUGACUGUGACAAAGGUGCUUCCUAUAGCAGAUCCAGAGGAUGAAAGUGAUUUAGCAGAAAUUGAGGCUCUACCAGAUGCAAAUGAAUCGUUGCAGAAGGGAGGUACUGAGAGUGGUCCAUCUGGAGGGUAUGAAGAGUCUGAUGGUGAGAGGGUGAAAAGGUCUGGUGAUGUAGUUGAUGUGGAAGAGCCCAAGAGGGCCAAAUGUGGCUAAGAUGUAAACGGUGGUUUUGUGGUUACUAAAACUCUAUGCUCUGUUUUUUACAUUUUCAGACAUCAACUUUGCACCCUUGGAGUGUUUUCUUUUAAUCUCUGGUUGUCAAACUCUCUGUUUAAUGGUUUUUUAAUCCAAUGUCGACGUUUUAUUAUCUUA
Raphanus sativus (radish) is the source of this 2170-nucleotide messenger RNA. RefSeq lists its product as uncharacterized. Lineage: Eukaryota; Viridiplantae; Streptophyta; Magnoliopsida; Brassicales; Brassicaceae. The record is from RefSeq and is a predicted model, not a curated record. The transcript has 10 exons. The coding region runs from base 238 to 1515 and encodes 425 amino acids.